Molecule: messenger RNA, 1322 nt
Organism: Ilex paraguariensis (yerba mate)
Lineage: Eukaryota; Viridiplantae; Streptophyta; Magnoliopsida; Aquifoliales; Aquifoliaceae
Source: the annotation of a GenBank genome assembly
AGAAUAAAUACUCAAAAUAUGUUUGAUCUCAGCAUGUCUUCUCCAUUUACAUGUUUACUUAUUUGAUUGUCUUAGUUGUGCUUUUGGUCUUUUUUGCUGAUACUAUUCUGUAAUGUAUCCCAAUAGACAUUUGCAACACUUAGCCCUAUUCCCGGGUACAUGCAAUGGCUUUUAUCUAAGUUGGCAUCAGCAGAGAGAUCUGGUUCCACCUUCCGGGAGAACUUGCUUGAACCAGAUGAAGAAAGGACGUUAUUAGAUGCAUCAGUUGAAUUCACUACUGAGAAAAGUGGGAUGGAGGUGAUGUGCAAAUUGUUGACAUCAAACAAGUAUGAGUGGACUAAUGCCGCACGGUUGAUAUCAGUAUUGAAAACUCCUUUGUUGCGGCUGUGCACCAGGUACCUUCUGCAAGAGAAGAAGAGAGGAAAGGCCCUAGAUUCAGUUGCAAAUUUCCACCUACAGAAUGGAGCCAUGGUUGGAAGACUUAACUGGAUGGCAGAUCGAUCAGAAAAGGGCCUUAGUCAAAGUGCAGGAAUUAUGGUAAACUACAUCUAUAAGCUGGAAAAUAUUGAAGAAAAUGCGCAGUCAUAUUUCAGCAAAGGGCAUAUCCAAGCUUCCUCCGAGGUCCGUGACAAUGUUGAGGUACAGAAGCAACAUGAAGAAAAUAUGGAUUAGGAGGUUAUGGGAUAAAAAUGGAGUGUGAUGGUUUCCUGCACAACAGCAUACCGAAUUGCAUCCAUGCAGAGAAGAAUAAGGAGAGGAGAAACCUGAAGCUGAGCUGUGACAAUACUAACAGCAAUGUAUGUGAAGAAAUUGUGGAGGUUGUUGCUUGCUUUGGCCUCUGGAGAUGCUUCUCCAAAUCCUGCAACAAACAAAUUAGCAUAAGUCCUGCACACACACACGUAUAAAUAUUUAUACACACACAUAUUUAUGUAUUCAUAUGUAUGUGUGUGUGUGUGUGUAUUAUAAUAUAGAUAUAAGCAAAUAUUUGUAAAGACAGAAGGUGUGAGUUACCCACCAGGGACGUACAUCUUUUGGCAUUGGAAACGAGUGGGCUGGGAAGUCCUUUUCUUCCAUGGCUUAAAAGGAUAAGCUCUGCUUACUCUCUGGGGUUUUGGCAGAAUAGAGAAGAGCUGAGGAAGUUGGAGAAUUGUGGAGGAAUCCAUGGAUAAUAGAACUCUUGCUGCUUCUGUAUAGUCUAGUCAAUGGCUAGAAAUCAAGAUUUGAGUCUGCACUACUUGAGGGAAUGAAAAUAUCUCUCGUCUCUUACUAAAAUAUCUUCUGGUCCAUGGCCUGUUUGGGAUUCCCAGAAACCACAACCUAAA